This is a messenger RNA of Ostreococcus lucimarinus CCE9901, 864 nucleotides long. RefSeq lists its product with no specific name. Lineage: Eukaryota; Viridiplantae; Chlorophyta; Mamiellophyceae; Mamiellales; Bathycoccaceae. The transcript has a single exon. The coding region runs from base 1 to 864 and encodes 287 amino acids. The record is from RefSeq and is a predicted model, not a curated record. Gene Ontology annotation, biological process: protein transport.
AUGACGCCGGAGUCGACGUCGGUGCGCAAGAUGGACGCAGUGACGCCGGAGAUGGUGACGAAUCCGAGCGCGAUUCUGUCGUCGCCCGAGAGCGAGGCGAGUCCGUAUGAGCCGCGGCGGCGAGCGAUCGAGGAGAGCGAAGCGGCGGCAGCCACCGCCGUUGAUGCGCUGAAUGCGACAAAUGAAGAGAUGCGGUCUCUCAGGGAAGAGCUCGAGGCGACGAGGGAGUGCUUGAAGGAUGCGCGCGCGACCGCGGCGGCGGCGGAGGAAAAGUUUUCCGAUUUCGAAGUCACAUCGCGGAAGGAAAAGAAAGUGUUGAGCAAGGAGAUUCGCUCGCUGCGGCGCCAGCUCGAAGCAGCGAAGUUGGAUAAAAACGAACAGGCAAACAUCAUAUCCGCGGAAGAUCGCACGGCGGUGCUGCGAGACGUCAUGCACGAGGUGAGCGUGUUGCGCAAUCGAGUUCAAGAGUGUACGUAUGAGAAAUUACUGUCCGUGGAAGCGAGUAGCCCGCACGGACACGCAGGUGGAGAUCCGAACGAGCUGCUUGCUGUGAGCGAUAACCGAUUGGCCGUGUUGCUCGCCGAGACGCAGAUUAUGAUAUUAGGCGGCGAGGACGCUCAGCCCUCGAUUUCGGAUUCCCCAGAGAGCGCCGAGGCAGAACAAGAGCUCCUGAACGCCGAGCGCGAGACCCGACAGACGUUCGCAGACUUGCUGUCGGAUCUCAUCAACACGCGCAAGAGUAUCAAUUCGCUCUUACGCAAACACUUUGCGAGAAAGAACGAACCGGCUUCGACGACAGGACUUAGCAGUCGCGUGACGAAUCUCGUGGGCGCGAUAGAAAAGAAACUGACCAUUCCUCAAUAG